Photinus pyralis (common eastern firefly) is the source of this 1967-nucleotide messenger RNA. Its product is annotated as galactoside 2-alpha-L-fucosyltransferase 2-like. Gene Ontology annotation, molecular function: galactoside 2-alpha-L-fucosyltransferase activity. The transcript has a single exon. The record is from RefSeq and is a predicted model, not a curated record. The coding region runs from base 82 to 1077 and encodes 331 amino acids. Gene Ontology annotation, cellular component: membrane. Gene Ontology annotation, biological process: carbohydrate metabolic process. Lineage: Eukaryota; Metazoa; Arthropoda; Insecta; Coleoptera; Lampyridae.
AAUAAUGUAGUGAAGAUGGCUAGAUAAUGUGUUCUUUUGGAAUGUAGUAGUAGAAAAUUUUUCUUUGUACAGUAAUUCGGUAUGAUAAAUGCAAAUAAGAACAUAUUAUUUACAGCUACAGUUUUAGCGUUUUGUGUAAUAUUGUUUGUGCAUAUGUUUUUAUUUCCCUUGUAUACGGUAACUCCAAGUUCUAGUUCUUUAAAAUUUUUUAUAGACUUUGAAAAAUCGUUGUGUUCCAGUAGUUCUCUAAAACCGAAAAAAAGUUGGACUAAACAGCAGUGCCCCAAGUAUGGAGUGGUUACUACAAUGCAAGGAGGUCGCCUUGGUAAUCAAAUGUGGGAAUAUGCAUCUGUUUGGGCCGUUGCUCGGCGUACAGGGUUGGAGCCCUAUAUUCCACGAUGUAUUCGUAUUAAACUUGACCAAGUAUUUGAUUCACUUUCAGUGCCAACGUUUGAAGAAAUCGCUCAUUGUCCGAUUGACAUGGGCACCUUCGUGAAGUCUCUGGAUGCAUGGAAUUAUACGUAUCAGAGUAUAGUAUUACCACGUUAUUCAGUUCAACCAGAAGUAGUGUUAACAUGGGUCCAAGAUAUCAUACAAGAAUUUAGUUUGAAAAAAAAAUUUAUCCAUAAAAGUCAAAAUAUGUUGCGAUUAGUUUCUAAGAAUCACACCCGGUGCACUUUCGUAGGAGUGCACGUUCGGCGAACAGAUUAUGUUUCUUAUUUGUGGAGAAAGUAUUCGAUACCUCCUGCAAGUCCCAACUUUUACUACUCUGCUAUGCGAUAUUUUGAAGCAAAGUAUUUUAACGUCAUCUUUAUCAUUGUGAGUGAUGAUCCCGCAUGGUGCAUUCAAACGUUUAGACAAAAACAAAACAUUUACAUCACAGGUAAAAAAUUUAUUAAUUCUCCAUCUUUAGAUUUAGCCAUUUUGAGUUCUUGUAAUCAUUCUAUAAUUGACUACGGUACAUUUGGAGUGUGGGGUGCUAUUUUAGCCGGAGGUGAGACAAUUUUUUAUAACAUUAGUCAACGAUCUACUGUUCGAUUAGCACAGAUCUUACCUAAUUGGCAUACGAUUGCCUAAGAAAGGUAUUUUUAGAAAAUGAAGCCUAAAAAAGCAAAAUUUAGAUUUAUUUUUUUAAAUCGUAUAAAAGUAAAUAAAAGCAGUAAUUUACAUAUGCUUACAUGUUGCAUUUUAUGGGAGUUUUAUUAAAAAUAAAUUGUCAGUGUGAUUCUAAUUAAAUUUUAUUAUAUCCAAAAAUAUUUUUACACGUUAUACAUGCUAAUCUUGAAGGAUGAUCACUUCAAUUCCCUGAAGUAAUUGUAAUUAAUAAGUAAUUAAACAAAGAAGAAAUCUAAGUUUCAGAUUGUUAUUGCAUUAACAAAUGGAAGUAUUUGUACCGCAAUGCAAUUGAACUCGAUUGAUUUUUCAUCAGAACCACCUAUACCAAAAUCAAUAUGUGUAAAUAAUAUAGCUAAAUGUUUAUAUCCAUAUUUAACUUAAAAUAAUAGCACUGUCUAUGAAACUGUAGUACUGUACCAAUCAAAUUAUUUAUAUUAUAUAACUAACCACGCAGUGUUAAUAAGGUAUAAGCAUACCUCUAAAAGUUAAGGGAAACCUAAUUUGAAAAGGUGUUCAUCAUUUACUAAGUUUUAAGAGCUAUAAGUCUAUAUAUCUACAUAUAAGUAAAAAUUAAGUAUAUGGCCUGAAUUGAACAUUAUUCUUGGGAACAUUUACAUGUGUAUCUAUUGUCUUUGCAUUUCUGUACAUAGGUUGCACUCUGAACUUCUACUGUGAUCUACAAUAUUUCUAUUAUUUUAAUUCUGUGCCAAAAGAUGAAAUUUGUGACCUGAAGUAUUAUUUUAUUGUAAAAAAUCUGUAAAACUUACUAUUCUGUGAUAUUUGUAUGCUAAAAAUUAUAAUAUAUACAAUCAUUGUAUUAAAUUAUUUUCUUCAUAUGUAUUUACUCAUAU